Messenger RNA from Hyalella azteca, 3682 nucleotides. RefSeq lists its product as uncharacterized. The annotation marks the transcript as partial. NCBI's taxonomy places the organism in Eukaryota, Metazoa, Arthropoda, Malacostraca, Amphipoda, Hyalellidae. The record is from RefSeq and is a predicted model, not a curated record. The transcript is spliced from 6 exons.
AUGGCGUCGGUUAUGGAAAUUAUUCAAUUAGGAAAUAAUGAAGAGAUCAACAUAUUCGUGAUCACUGCACCUGGAGGCCCUGCCACUGCACCUGGAGGCCCUGCCACUGCACCUGGAGGCCCUGUCACUGCACCUGAAGGCAUGCCACUGCACCUGAAGGCCCUGCCACAGCACCUGGAGGCCCUGCCACUGCACCUGGAGGCCCUGCCACUGCACCUGAAGGCCCUGCCACUGCACCUGAAGGUGUUACAACGUCGUCUGGACGGUUCCGUGGACUUCCUGCGUGACUGGCAAGACUACAAGUAUGGCUUCGGGAACCUCGCUGGCGAGUUCUGGCUUGGCAACGACCACAUUCAUGACCUCACCGCGCAAUACGUGACUGACGCCGUUUGUGAGUCAGCGACGUAUCGUGACGCAACCCUGCACGAUGACGUCACUCGUGAGGGCGACGGCUCGGCAGCGCUCAGUGUUCACUUGGACGUCAGUGUGGGAGGUUGUCAUUUGCCGAGCUCGUUCCAGGAGUUCGUCUACUGGCGGCGCCCUCUGCCUGACAUCAGUGACGACCUCCGUGCCCUCUGUGCUGAGGGAGGUGCUGCUGCUGAGGGAGGUGCUGCUGCUGAGGGAGCGACUACUGCUGAGGGAGGUGCUACUGCUGAGGGAGGUGCUACUGCUGAGGGAGGUGCAGCUGCUGAGGAAUGUUCUCAGGAUGCCUUCAGCCUACCCUCUGUCAUAUGUCGUCAAGAUGACGUAACAAGUCCUAACAUUAAGCGUUACGAACAUUACGACACCGCGUUGCAUUACGACCCUCGCCACCGUAAAAGUUACGACUUCACUGAUCGAUACUCAACCCUCGGCCGUACGACUUACGACUCCGUGGAGGAGGUGUCGGGUGGAGCUUACGACACCAGAUACGUCUCGUCUUACGACAAACGUCCUAGUCUGCUUGGCUAUACGCGGCUGGUCUCUGCGCGCCCUUUCUCACCGACGCACGUCUGGUCUUACCGUGCCUCAUCCGUGCCAGACCUUUCCUGUCAAGAGGGGUCUACUGGGCUGCUGGGGGCUGACACCCGUAGUCUGCUGGGGUCUGACACUCAUGGCCUGCUGGGGGCUGAGGCUCCUAGUAUCACCCAUCACCUUCUAAAAAAUGUCCCCGACGGGUUAGGAGACCUCCCUCAUGGGUGCCUCCGUCCCCUCAGUCCUUGCGCGCUGACAACUGAACAACUCCAGCGAGCUGACGACGACAACAUCAACAAUAAAGAUAACAGCAACAACAUCAACAACGAUAACACCUUCGAUAAAACUAACGAAAUAAACGAAAACAACAACGACGACAGCUACAACACCAACAAUAAUAGCAACGAAAACCACAACGAUGUCGCAAACAUUCCAUCGAAAGUUGAUUUGUUGAAUUUGAACAAGACAGACGGGCCCAGACGGCUGCUGUCUUCUGUCUCGGGUUUCCUGAAGAAGAAGCUCCUUUCACAAGUGACUGCCGGGGCAGUGACGCUACUGUCAGUUGCGUCACUGCCUGACUACGAUGAAGAACACCGUGACGAAUACCGUAAUGAAUACCGUGAAGAAUACCGUAAUGAAUACCGUGACAAAUACCGUGAAGAGUACCGUGAUGAAUACGGUGAGAAAUGCCGUGAAGAAUACCGUGAUGUCAACGACAACAACUUAACGCUUCAAGAGUUCUUGAAUAUUGCGAAUGAAGGUGAAGGUUCGUCGCCGAGUGAACAGUGCAGUGAAUCGUGCCAUGAACAGUGCAGUGAACCGUGUAGAACUUCCCAGGAGUGUUCAAAGAACACUUGUGUACAAAAAGAAAAUAAAUUGCUCAAGGAACGCCAUUGCGAACAUAUUGCACAGAACAACGACGUAGAGGAUAUAAUUAAUGAAGUAAAGGAUAAGAGCAACGAGGUAGAGGAUAGAAUCAAUGAUGUUAAGGACAAAAGUAACGACGUUCUGAGUAAAGCGAAAGAGAUACGAUAUCGUAGCGCCAGUGAAUCGCAAAUUUCGUAUCCUUCUUUCCCUUGCCAUCAUCAACGGUUACCAUUAUAUCCUAGAUCUUUAUCCUUACCUUCGCGUUUACAGGAACAUAUAAACCGAUCAGUUUUGAACUUAAGAGUACAAACCUUCCCAUCUGUUCCGAAUUCCAGGAGGCAAAUCAACCCUCAUCGGAGCUUAAAUCGGAGUAAGAGUUUCGACUUCGAGUUUCUAAAAAUCCCACCGACAGAUGCGGAUACUGAAGGAUUAAAUACCACAAGAACUACCCCCUCCAAGGACGAUUUACUCCCCUCAGUUUGGGACGAGCGAUCCUCGUCUCUGUGGGACCUCGUCGGUCCCUCCACGUGGAAUUCAUCGUCCCGACGAAGCUGUUCGUCGGCGAGUCUCGUCAGUGCUCGAAAUUUGAAUUUUUUUCCCUCAACAUUCAGUGUCGUUGUCGCCAUGGGGAACAUUCAGGCUGGGGAUGGGAAGAAAAAUCCUAAACUCAAGGAAAAAGAUCGUCUGAAAAUCACUAAAGGGAAAGCUUCCUCGUCUCGGCCGAGCCUGCUCGACAGUCGAGAUACCCUCGUCGGUGACGAGACCGAGGACAUCUCUAAUGAGCACGUCAUCUCCGAGGGGCACGUCAUACAUGAGGGGCAUGAGGAAAAAGUAGAAACUAGUACCCAGAUCCAGGGGAGUGUUACGGAAUCCUUUAGGAAAGCCAAAAGCAAAGAAAACAGUGAACUGGAAACAACUGUAAACCGAAACUCGUUGUCUCAUAAAACUUCGAGCUCCGACUCGUUAUUCACAGAAGCCCCUACUAGUUUGACAGCCUCUAUCAUUAAAGAAAAUAAGCGGGUCAAAGAUAACAUACCGUCUCCCUGCGACUCAAUUGAGAUGAAGUUUGAAGCAUCAAAUAACAUUAGCCUUUUAGAAGUGCUUGAACUAACGAACAACUUACCUGCUUCGUCAUGUCUCCCUUCAGUAACGACAUCUUGUUUGCCUUUUAGAUCGACAGGGCCAAGCAAGCUUUAUAAUUCAGUCUCUCCCUCAAGUCACGUAGAAAACGGACCGAACCGCACAGAAAACGCGGCGUCCAAGUCACGGGAACCCGCGAGGGGGGAACUAAGUGGAGGGCGGGAGUCGCCCCCCUACCACCCGCACUACGGAAACAAUCGCGGCUUCAGUUACCCUUCAGCAGUGAGUGGAGGUGUAUGUGCGUCGCUCGACAGCUGUGCCAAUAGCUCAACCCAACCCAGCAGCUUCGAGAGUGCCAGAGACACGUUGCUCGACGUCACUGAUGUUACCUUGAGUGUUGACAACACCACUGACGUACCAUUGAGUGUUGCCAACACCACUUUAUUCCCCCCAAAGCCCCACGCUUUCGAUGCCUCCAAGGAACUAUCUUCUCGUGCGGCGGACAUCAAACCCAAGCGAUACCUCCCCUCCGUGCCCUCCCUCUCCCCCCCGCCCUCCCCACGCACCUCCAAAGCCCCGGAUCAGGUGAUCGAGGACGAUCUUUAUAUCUACGAGAUCUUCCUAGAGGCGCCGGCGUCGCAGGAUCAUGAAGGAUCUUCAGGAUACGGAUCCCUAGCCCGCCCCCCGCCGCCCCCCGCCAUGCCACAGGCGUCCGCAGGCCGCGGCACCGCCGCCUUCCGGGUCACCCGCCACCGCCGCGUCGACCUGCAACCUGCAGCAG